AGGGCGGAUGGCAGCCAUGCUGAAGUGCGUGAUGAGCGGCAGUCAGGUGAAAGGUGGAGCGGCCUUUGUUGUCUUCCCGUUUAGCAGAGAGAAAAGCAGACGUUAAUAGUAUUUGGGAAAGCAGUUCAAGCUCUAUCACGAAUUAGUGACGAGCUCUGGCUAGACCCAUCUAAAAAAGGUCUUGCUCUAAGAUGUGUGAAUUCUUCUCGGUCAGCAUAUGGAUGUGUCCUGUUCUCUCCUGUGUUUUUUCAACAUUAUCAAUGGUCAGCUUUAGUGAAAAUGAAUGAAAAUGAACUUGACCCAACACUGAAUUUAAAAUGCAAAUUGGGAAUGAAGUCAAUUUUGCCCAUCUUUAGAUGUCUGAAUUCCCUUGAAAGAAAUAUAGAGAAGUGCCAAAUAUUCACCAGAUCUGAUAAAUGCAAAGUAGUUAUUCAAUUCUUCUACAGACAUGCAACGUGGAUAGAACUAGAGGUCACUAUGUUAAGUGAAAUAAGCCAGGCAUAGAAAGACAAGUAUUGCAUGUUCUCACAGUGUGGACGCUAAAAAAGUUGAUCUCAUGGAGGUAGAGAGUAGAAUGGUAGAUACCAGAGGCUGGGAAUGGUGUGUGGGUAUUAAAAGAACUCAUAAUAUAUGUUUUCAAGAAAGUCAGCCUUUGCAAGUUAUUUUUGACAAGAAUGUUUGUACUAAUACGCUAAUGAUUCAACCAAGAUUGCUUGCUGAUGCCAUUGUUCUUUUUACAUCAAGUCAAGAGGAAGUUACUCUUGCUGUUACUCCACUGAAUUUUUGCCUCAAGAGUUCUAAUGAGGAAUCAAUGGAUUUGAGCAAUGCUGUGUACAGUGAGAUGUUCGUUGGCUCAGAUGAGUUUGACUUCUUUCAAAUUGGAAUGGACACUGAGAUAACGUUUUGUUUCAAAGAAUUGAAGGGAAUACUGACAUUUUCAGAAGCUACACAUGCUCCUAUAUCCAUUUAUUUUGAUUUCCCUGGGAAACCUCUGGCUUUAAGUAUUGAUGAUAUGUUAGUGGAAGCUAACUUUAUUUUGGCCACAUUAGCUGAGGAACCAAGUAGAGCAUCUUCACCACAGUCACUGUGUCUUUCACAGAAACGAAAAAGGUCAGAUCUGAUUGAAAAAAAGGCUGGCAAAAAUGUAACUGGCCAGGCCCUGGAAUGUAUUUCAAGAAAAGCAGCACCAAGAAAGCUUUAUCCUAAGAAGACUCUCACAAACAUAUCUGCAUUGGAAAACUGUGGAAGCCCUGCAAUGAAAAGAGCGGAUGGAGAUGUCAGUGAAGUAUCAGAAAGCAGUGUCAGCAACACAGAGGAAGUGCCAGGGUCUCUGUGUCUCAGAAAGUUUUCUUGCAUAUUCUUUGGAGCAGUUUCUUCUGACCAGCAAGAACACUUCAACCACCCUUUCGACAGUCUGGCAAAAGCAAGCGACAGUGAAGAGGACAUGAAUAAUGGCAGUUUCUCUAUAUUCUAAUCCUUAAUGAUGGCUGAGCUGGCCCCCAGCCCAGUGACUGGCUCAUUUGCCCCUCAAGCACGAGUUUGCAUGUUUAGUAUCUAAAAGAGGUUGUCCAGGACUUCCUUUUAAUGGAGGAUGGGCUUUUAAACCACAUCAUCCUGUACAACAACCAUAUCUAGAAAUAGCUGUUUGUCAAGUAUAUGUAACUUGCUUUAAAUCCAUUAUGCUACUUGGGAGGCAGUUGUUUUCUGUGAAGGAAAAAAGCCCAUUAGAGUUCUUCAAUGCAUAUUCACCCUAGAGCUUUUAACAUCUUUGCUAGUUUUAUAAAGGUAUUUAAACUUUAUUCAACAGCCAUUUGGAGUGCCAUCAAGAUGGCUUGAAAUGGAAUUUUGUGAUUUGUAGUCAGGUAUCUUUUGUAUUUGAUUGCAAACAUUUGGAUUUUAGUUUUCUCAUGUAAUACCAUGGCCUUUUUUGUCCAUUGUUUUUUAUAUUUUAAGACUUUAAGUAGAAUAAACCCUGGAAAAAAGAUCAAGAGUAAAAAUAUAUAGUCACCUUCACUUGUUUUUUUUAGAUAGAGUCUCACUUUGUCACUCAGGCUCAAGUGCAGUGGUGCGAUCUCUGCUCACUGCAACAUCUGUCUCCCGGGUCCAAGCAAUUCUCCUGCUUCAGCCUCCCGUGUAGCUGGGAUUGCAGUUGCGUGCCACUAUGCCUGGCUAAUUUUUGGUAUUUUGUAGAGACAGGGUUUCGCCAUGUUGGCCAGGCUGGUCUUGAACUCCUGACCUCAAGUGAUCUGCCCACCUCAGCCUCCCAAAGUGCUGGGAUUACAGACUUGAGCCACCGCGCCCAGCCUGGAGUGUUUUUACAUAUUGUAAAAUUUUAUUUCCUAACCUCAAAUUGUUGAUUUUCAGAUGUGAUUUUUUAUUUUGCAGUGUGCUGCAUAAAAGAAUUUAAUGGAAGUGGUACCAAAUAUUUCUGUAUUAUCUGACAUAGAACAGUAUCCUCCACUGCCAAGACAGCCUGAGUUUGGAGUGGAAUAAGGUGGAAGAUAAAUGUCUCUGUUCUUUGGCUCUUUAAGAGUUAGCUUUUUACCUGCACAAAUGGACUAAAAAAUCUGGCACAAACAUUGUUAUGUAAUGUCUUAUGAUGUGUGCCUCUCCCUCCCCCAAACCUGUUUACAGUCAUUAUAACCUGACAAACGAGACUUUUGUAACAUUGUUACAUCUUUCUGAAACCUUCAAACCGGUAAGGAAGUGUUAACUGGCAAGCAAUUGUACUUUAGACUUUGUGAGAAAUUCAUAAAGGUGGCUGAGUGGAUUAGCCUGCUUUAGAACUGUGAAUAGAGUUCUAACUGAAACCAGAAUGAAUUUGGCUCUUGUAGCUUAGUAAUGAGUCAUAGCUACCCACCAUAACCUAAUAAAAACUCAAGUUCAUCCCAAGACGUUCCUUAGUGAAUGAAAAUGGGCCUUAACCAAGCUUUUUGUGGUAAUUGGCAAUGCCCACAUAAUUUCAACUAAGUCCUUUCAUCACAUGGUAGGGGAAGAUUUAUGUAUCUUAUGCUUACACUGAUGAUUAACACUGAAUUUCUGGUAUUUCUAACAAAUGCAGAUGCCUACACAGGGAGCUUUUAUACACAAGAGUAACUCUGUAGGUCUCUGCUGAGGAUAACAUUUCUGGUUCAUUCAUUGAAAUAGGCAGAGGGGUUUAGGUCUUGAAGGCAUCAUCAUCAGUAAUAGCCUGGAUGCAACACUGGACUAUUAAAGAUAGUUAAUACUGGCAGGGUGUAGUGGCUCAUGCCUGUAAUCCCAGCACUUUGGGAGGCCCAGGUGGGCGGAUCAGUUGCGCCCAGCAGUUCAAGACCAGCCUGGGCAACAUGGUGAGAUCCCAUCUCAACAAAAAAUACAAAAAUUAGCCAGGCACUUUGGAUUUUAGAAUUUGGAUACAGAGUGCUAAGUUGAAAUAGUCAUGUGCUUCAUAACAACGUUUUGGUCAACGAUGGACUGCACAGACAGUGGUGGUCCCAUAAGAUAAUGGAGCUGCCCAAUACAGGUGUACCGUUUUUUUGUCUUUCAUACCAUAGUUUUGCUGAAACAUUUCUAUGUUUAGAUAUACAGAUGCUUACUGUUGUGUUACAACUGCCUACAGUAUUCAGUACAGUAACAUGCUAUACAGGUUUGUCACCUAGGAGCAACAGGCUAUCCAUAUAGCCCAGAUGUGUAGUAGGCUAGACCAUCUAGGCUUGUGUCAGUACACAGUGAUGAAAUUGCUAAGGAUGCAUCUGUCAGAACAUCUCUGUUAAACAACACAACUGUACACCAGAUUUUUUUUGUAGCUUCCCUCUAUACUAUAUGGAAGGUGCAAAGCCUCAGCUGGGAAAAAGUUCUAUAAUUUACAUUCAAUUGUCAGUCCAUUUUGAUGAGUUUCUGAGGAAGCUAAACUGAUGUAGUGAAGCAGCUGGAGCCAGUUAAAGAAGUAGCAUAUAAUCAAUCAGUGCUAGAAUGACUAGGAGGCUUGGAAAUGAGGACCUGAUAGUGACCAACAAACUCAAUGUCAAAGGCUGCUGUCUCAUUUAGUUGCUAUUCAAACCAAAAGAAGCACACAGAUUAGUAUAAAUACUAUAUUUAUUAAAUAUCUUUACAGUUUAUUUAAAUGUAUUUACAGAACUAUUCCUGCAUAAGUUAUAAUUCAGACAUCCAAAUUCAGGUAAUUGCCUCUUGGGUAAUAAGACAAAUAAUGAUAGUCUCAACAGAAAAAAAGCAGCUCAUUAGUAUACACACGGAUUCUAAUUUGCUUCAUUAUUUAGCCAUCUUUGCCACAAACUACCUGCUAACAGUUAAAAUUUUGACACGGACACGUUUUAGUUGAGAAGUUCAAUUUUGCAAAGAACUUAAUUUUAAAUAAAUAGAAUCCAAAUA
Molecule: messenger RNA, 4368 nt
Organism: Nomascus leucogenys (northern white-cheeked gibbon)
Lineage: Eukaryota; Metazoa; Chordata; Mammalia; Primates; Hylobatidae
Gene: RAD9B
Product: RAD9 checkpoint clamp component B
Exons: 12
Coding region: 557-1474 (305 amino acids)
Biological process (GO): cellular response to ionizing radiation; DNA repair; DNA replication checkpoint signaling
Cellular component (GO): checkpoint clamp complex
Source: RefSeq, a predicted model, not a curated record